Cyprinus carpio (common carp) is the source of this 5351-nucleotide messenger RNA. RefSeq names its product protein kinase C alpha type-like. The transcript has 18 exons. Lineage: Eukaryota; Metazoa; Chordata; Actinopteri; Cypriniformes; Cyprinidae. The coding region runs from base 1411 to 3498 and encodes 695 amino acids. The record is from RefSeq and is a predicted model, not a curated record. Gene Ontology annotation, molecular function: ATP binding; zinc ion binding; diacylglycerol-dependent serine/threonine kinase activity. Gene Ontology annotation, biological process: protein phosphorylation.
UAUAUUUUAUUUUUUUAUAGUAAUUUUUCUCUCUAUCAUUUAAGAGUUUCGGGGGACAUGAGUGUGAUUUUUUUUUCCUCUCCUUGUAUUAAAACAAUUGUGCUUAACUUUUGGGGGUCAAUAAGAUUUAUAAAAUGUAAGAAAUUUUGUGGAAACCAUGAUUUAAAAAAAAAAAAAAAUGAUUCUUUGAUGUAUAGAUACUUCAAAAGAACAGUUGUUUGUGUGUGUCUGUGUGUGUUUGUGUGUGACAACAAUCUUUACUGUCACUUUUGAUCAACUUAAUUCAUGCUUAAUUAAUAAAGGAGUUAAUUUGCUUUAAAGAAAAUACUGCCCCAAAAUUGAAUGGUAAUGGUUUUAUAUAUGUUCAGUUUGCUUGUAUAUUAUAUGAAACAUAUAAUUUAAGAGUGACAUAUAUUUUAUUUACAUUAAUUGUGCAUAUAAAAUUAGAAUUUAUAAUUAUUUUUGUUAUUUAUUUAUUUAUUUGGGAAAGUGGCUUACAAAUCCGAGAGGGGCACAUGCCCAAUUUGAAUUAAUAUGACUGUUCUGUCUCCAUAAGGAGAUUAAGCACCGUUAAAUGCUGUUUAUUGCUUUAUGUUGCUCUUUUCAGGACUACUGAACUUCCUGUCUCAUUCUCAGCGGUUCACCGGAGCUGUUGUUCAGGCCUCAGAAGCCUUACGUAUGAAACAUGGCUGCCAAGACACCCGUCGUCUGUCGAAGCGAGACUUGCAGUGUUACAGACUGAGGCUUGUUAUUGAUCACUGAUCAGAUUUCUUUGCUUGUCUGCACUGGAUGAGCUACUGGCUGACCAAGGAUGAGCGAGCUGCUGGCCAGCAUCUCCCUCUCUUUCUCUUUCUCUCUCUGUCCUCUUUCCUCACCCUCCCAUCAUCUGUCUCUCUUUUACUCUCAAGAGAGGGGUAACCCAGAUUUCAAAAAUGAAUUGCUGCCUUUUUCUCUUCAUACUUCCCCCCUCCCCCUCUCUGUCUGUCUCACUUCACUUCAUCCCCUCUUUCUGUUGGUAAAAACAGAAUCAAUCUUGGAAAGUGAAAUUUGCCUCUUUUCCUCACCCCCUCUAUACUCUCUAUUGGAUAAAGGAAUAUACGGCCGUGCACUCCUCCUUCUUCUCUCUUUCCUGGAAAGCUGCUGUAUCAUCCUUCCCUUCAUUCUUAAUUUCCUUUUUGGGCUUUGAUUCUUUUUUCAGAAUAACAAGAGUCUUGAGAAGAAGUGAGAGGAAGAGAGAGGGAAGGAAGAGGAGAAACCAUACUGCCAUAUUUACAGACAUUUUUCUUCUUGUUUAUUCUCCCCCUUUUAUAAAUCCUCUUGUUUUGUCUUUAACCCCUCGCUUGCAUAAACUGUGCAUCCUUCUCCCAGUGUUCUUCUCUGUGUCUUGCUCUGUCCAACUCAACUGGUAGCAUGUCUACCCCAGUCUCUCCAUCUCCAUCUCUGUCUCCCCUGGCCCUGUCCUCCCCAUCUCCCUCCUCCUCCCCGCUCCCCUCUCCUCUUUCUCCUCCCCCCAGGCUGCCAGUCUUCCAGAGGAAGGGAGCUCUCAAGCACAAGAGGGUCAUUGAAGUGAAGGACCACCAGUUCACAGCCCGAUUCUUCAAGCAGCCUACUUUCUGCAGCCACUGCACUGACUUCAUCUGGGGAAUUGGAAAGCAAGGAUUUCAGUGUCAAGUGUGCAGUUUUGUGGUGCACAAACGCUGCCAUGAGUUUGUCACUUUUACUUGUCCCGGAGCCAUCACUGCUCCCAAAGCAGAGGAUCUCAAGAGUAAACACAAGUUUAAAGUACAUACAUACUCCAGUCCCACCUUCUGCGAUCACUGUGGGUCUCUGCUCUACGGCCUCAUACAUCAGGGCAUGAAAUGUGCCAGUUGUGACAUGAAUGUACACAAGCGCUGUGAGAGCAGUGUCCCCAGCCUGUGCGGACACGACCACACUGAGAAAAGAGGACGGAUUCGCCUGACCGUGCGUGGAGAGAAAGAAGACAUAUAUGUUACAGUGCACGAAGCACGUAACCUGAUACCCAUGGACCCUAACGGCCUGUCGGACCCUUAUGUGAAGCUCAAACUCAUCCCUGAUCCAAAGAGCCAGAGCAAACAGAAAACCAAAACCAUCCGUUCUACACUCAACCCUAUCUGGAACGAGAGCUUCACCUUUUCAGUGCGUGGGAGGCAGUGGGACAGGCGUUUGUCUGUAGAGGUCUGGGACUGGGAUCGGACCUCACGGAAUGACUUCAUGGGUGCUCUGUCGUUCGGCGUUAGUGAGAUAUUCAGACGAUCAGUCAGCGGCUGGUUCAAACUUCUCAACCAGGAUGAGGGAGAGUAUUAUAACAUCCCUGUACCUGACCCAGACCUGCAGGUACCAGAUGCUGCUCUCAUGCCCUCUGCUCCUCCUGAUCCUGUUACUGUGAUGAUGCCUGUUCCUGCUGUGACCCCGCCUGCUCUGAGUCCAACUCCCACUGCACUGCACAUGAGCAAAGGCCGAGUCAGGCUGCAUGAUUUCAACUUCCUCAUGGUUUUGGGCAAAGGGAGUUUUGGCAAGGUCCUGUUGGCGGAAGAGAGGGGCAGCGAGCGCUUGUUUGCGGUGAAGGUGUUGAAGAAGGAUGUGCUGUUUCAGGAUGAGGACACAGAGAGCGCUAUGGUGGAGAGAAGAGUGCUGGGCCUCGUAGGGCGACCUCACUUCCUGACCUCCCUCUACUGUGCCUUUCAAACCGAGGAUCGUCUGUAUUACGUCAUGGAGUACGUGAAUGGUGGUGACCUUAUGUUUCACAUCCAAAUCGUUGGCAAGUUUAAAGAACCGCAUGCAGCGUUCUAUGCUGCUGAGAUAGCAGUGGGUCUGUUCUUCCUGCACAACAAAGGCAUCAUAUACAGAGAUCUAAAGCUGGACAAUGUCCUGCUGGACAGUGAAGGACACAUAAAGAUAGCAGACUUUGGGAUGUGUAGAGAAGCCAUGAUGGAAGGGGAUACCACUCGGACUUUCUGUGGCACACCUGAUUAUAUCGCACCUGAGAUUGUGGCGUAUCAGCCGUAUGGUAAAGCAGUGGACUGGUGGUCAUAUGGAGUCCUCCUCUAUGAGAUGCUGGCUGGGCAGCCUCCUUUUGAUGGCAUAGAUGAGGAGGAGCUGUUUCAGUCCAUCAUGGAACAGAGCGUUUCAUAUCCUAAGAGUCUCUCUCGGGAGGCUGUGGCCAUCUGCAAAGGGCUCCUCACCAAGAACCCUGCUAAGCGUUUGGGUGGAGGAGAGGAUGCAGAGAGAGAGCUGCGGGAGCAUCCUUUUUUCCGCUGGAUAGACUGGGACCGGCUGGAGAGACUGGAGAUACAGCCUCCCUUCAAACCCAGAAGUGGAGGCAGAAAAGGAGAGAACUUUGAUAAUUUUUUCACAUCGGCCCCCUCUGUCCUCACGCCUUCUGACCCGGAUGUUCUAGCCGCCAUAAGUCAAGAGGAAUUCCAAGGCUUCACCUACAUUAACCCCGAAUUUCCCCCCUCACCCCUCACAGCUGUCUGAGAAAACCUUGUUCAAUCCACACCAACCAUCUUUUGACUUUGUCUGCUCCUGUUCAUGAUUUAAACUACAGUGACAAAAAAAGAAAAGAAAAAAAAAAGAAUGUGUAUUUUGGCUUCAGCUUGCUUGCAGUAGGAGUUUGUCUUAAUUAAACCAGCCAUCACAUUCUAAACAUAUGACAUCACAUUGAUUUUAAUCAUCUUAAUGGUAAAACAAACUAAGCAUUAAUAAUAUUUAACCAGUCCACUUUGAGAGUAUCAGCCUGAAUUAUUUAGGGGUCAUGCAUUCAUGACAUUAUCUCAUUGGACAAUAGGAUCUUAUUGGAUAUCCCUUUGGAUGCUAGUAGUUGCCAUGACCUAAUUAUAACUGAGUGCACCAUUGAAACCUGCAUGAACAUGAUUUCCCCCAUGUUUUAAAGUUCACUUCAAGUUGAUUAUUUAAUCUCAGAUCAAGCUAAUGCAGUUCUGCAUGUCUUUGUGUAAGAUCCUGUAUGCUCUGGUUUGGUUUAGGUAACUAAAUAAGUGCAGAGAGGUGAGCAAACACUGGUAAUCCUUUCAUUUAACAACUGGUAUAGAAAAUCGGUAUUAUAAUUAAUAUAGAGUCACACACAUGAUGGCUAGAUGCAAAAAAAAAAAAAAAAGAUUAAUGCUUUAGCAUAUAAACUAUUUGUUUGUGACAUGAAUGUUAGUGCAUACUGUAUAUCUGUGUAGAUGCGUCAGAAUUUAAUCCAAAUAUGAUUCUAUACAAAUUAUACAUGUUUGUGUCAUCUUAAUAUUUUACAAAAAUAAGUUUUUGGGAUCCAUGUUAUUAAUACAAAUGACUUUAUGAAAAACACAAAUUUAGAUAGUUAUGAUUUAUCCCAUAUAUGUAUAUGCAUAUCUAUAUAAAGUAUGUGCAGUGUAUUAUAAAGUAUAUAUAUUAAUGUUUAUUCAGAAUUCAUAAUAUAAAUUUUCUAUGAACAUUUUAAACUACAUCAUCAGCAUUUUACAUCAGCAUAAAAUAAAAAUGUGCAUGUCAUCAUGUUUUGCAACCUCUAGUUUGAAGAAAAAGCAGUCCCAAAUGUUAUCAACCAAAUAUUUUGUUUGUAGUGCAUAGGAUUGAUUAAAUUAAAGUAUUUGUUAUUAUAUUACUAAUUUGGUCUCAAAACAAUGCCAUUUUGGUCUCAAAAUCUCACAUUUUAGGGGUGAAUUCAUUGAGUGUUAUUUCUAGUAUGAAUAUGGUUAGGUCUCAGAGAUCAGCAUGCUCUUUCCUUGAAGAUUGAAAAUCAUGAUGCCUGACCUGGAAUGACCUGAGUCUGCACACUAUGCCCAAAUUGUCCAUCUAUAACUUGAAAGUUGCACUGACGACAAAAUACUGCCAACAGAAAAGUGGGAACAUUUCACGCUUUACAUGGGAAAGACAAUUUAGAAGUAGAAGGUUAAGUAAAAAGAAAUGUGUGAAUUUGGAAUGGAAAUAAUUGAAACAUACUUAAUUAAUUAAUAAAAAAAAAAAAAACUGAUUAAUGCCUGAUCAUGGUCGACAUUUCCCAGCCUUUAAUUUCAUCGCCAUGUUGCUGUUCUUGUGGUUAUGUAAAUUGUAUACUUUGUAAAUCAGGGUUUUUUCAGUUCUGCUCCUGGAGGUCCACUGUACGUUUCUGCAGAUUGGUUCCAGCUAUACAGCACACCUGCCAAACUUUCAGAUGAACUCAACAGAUUAGCAGCGGUGCUUGUUUUGAGGUUGGAACUAAGCUCUGUAGUUAGAUUUACAAAAACAACUGUAACGAAUGUACUUUUUAGUGAAAAAUCCAUGUACUGAUGGAAUUAUGGUAUAUACUACGUCCCUAUGUGUUUCCAAUCACAAUAUACCAUUCAACCUCA